Messenger RNA from Artibeus jamaicensis (Jamaican fruit-eating bat), 1662 nucleotides. Its product is annotated as GDP-fucose transporter 1-like. Bases 164 to 1219 code for a protein of 351 amino acids. Gene Ontology annotation, molecular function: antiporter activity. Gene Ontology annotation, cellular component: Golgi apparatus. NCBI's taxonomy places the organism in Eukaryota, Metazoa, Chordata, Mammalia, Chiroptera, Phyllostomidae. The record is from RefSeq and is a predicted model, not a curated record. Gene Ontology annotation, biological process: protein O-linked glycosylation via fucose; GDP-fucose import into Golgi lumen. The transcript is spliced from 3 exons.
CGGUGCCCGCGCCCAGGGCUGGGAACAGGAAGUCAUCUCCCGAGGGCGCGGCACGGGGUGAGAUGCUGCAGGUGUGUGGCGCGGGUGCCGGUCAGGGCGGCGGGAGCCCACAGUCCGUCAACGCAGAGCCAGGGCCCCUCUGAAGCACACCAGGAUCCUGCACAUGGCACUGAUGGGGGCCCCAGAACCCUACAGCGAGCCGGAGGCCAGCCAGGAGAAGCCCUUUCUGCUUCGUGCACUGCAGAUUGCAUUGGUGGUCUCUCUCUACUGGGUCACCACCGUCUGCAUGGUGUUUCUCAACAAGUACCUGCUGGACAGCUCCUACCUGCAGCUGGAGAGCCCCAUCGUCCUCACCUUCUACCAGUGCCUGGUGACCACACUCCUCUGCAAGGGUCUCAGCAUACUGGCCAUCUGCUUUCCUGGUGCAGUGGACUUCCCCACACUGUGCCUGGAUUUCAGGAUGGCCCGUAAUGUCCUGCCCCUGCCAGUGUAUUUUGUUGGCUUGACCAUCUUCUAUAACAUUGGCCAGAGAUACAUGGGUGUGGCCUUCUACACCCUGGGCCGCUCGCUUACUAUAUUCUUCAAUGUGCUGUUCUCCUACCAGAUGCUCAAGCAGACCACCUCCUUCUAUGUCUUGCUCACCUGCAGCAUCAUCAUAGGUGGCUUCUGGUUUGGUGUGGACCAUGAGGGGGCAGAGGGUUCCCUGUCUUUGACAGGCAUCCUCUUUGUCGUGCUAACCAGCCUCAGCAUCUCCCUUAAUGCCGUCUACACCAAGAAGGUGCUCCCAGCUUUGGACGGCAGCAUCUGGCGCCUGACCUUCUACAACAACGCGAUCUCCUGCGUCUUCUUCCUGCCUCCACUCCUGCUGCUGGGGGAGCUGCGGACCCUCCGCCUCUUUGUCCAGCUGGGCAGAGCCCACUUCUGGGGCAUGAUGACGCUGAGAGGACUGUUUGGCCUUGCCAUCAGCUACGUGACAGGCCUGCAGAUCAAGUUCACCAGUCCCCUGACCCACAACGUGUCGGGCACGGCCAAGGCCUGCGCCCAGACGGUGCUGGCUGUGCUGUACUACGAGGAGACCAAGAGCUUCCUCUGGUGGACAAGCAACCUGAUGGUGCUCGGGGGCUCCUCCGCCUACACCUGGGUCAGGGGCUGGGAGAUGAAGAAGGUCCAGGAGGAGCCCAGCCCCAAGGAGGAGGAGAAGAGCAGCAUGAGGGUGUGAGCUCCUGCCGGGGCCUCGGGAUGGCCUGUCCCAGGAGAACGCCCCGGAAUUCGGGGAAGGCCUCUCUUACCUGACAGACCUAGGUAGGCCUACAAGAAAUGGAAAAUCACCAGGCGAGAAAACGACACCGUGGGAUACUGCAGCCUGGGAGACUGCCUGCCAGUGCAACCCAGGACAAACAGAUGCCUCGCUGAGAUUGGGGUCCAGGCUCGGCCUAUCCAGCGUAACAGGAUGCAGCUUUAACCCGAGGUAUGACAAGAGGUAUCAAGAACAACGGUCAGCAGAAACGGCACCCAGCAACCAGCUCUAGCCAACCAGACUCUGACACCCCAACCAAUUACCCUUCGUAAGUUUUUGUGCUUAAAAACCCCGCCCUAAGAACAACCCAGUGAGUCCUAACCUCUCUUGGUUGGCUCCCCAACCUCCCUGGGUUCACCCCACUU